AUCAGUGCACGCGAACGAAAGAGGUCAAUCGGUUUGAGGUCGUUAGCGGACCGAGAGGUGUCUUCUAGCUCGACGUCGAAAAUGGCGCACAUGAUCCGAUCCAAGUUCGUACUCUUAUCACUGAAAUACGCAAAUCGUGUCGCGCAACGUAUCUCCUCACCCACAAUAUAUCAUCGAUUAUGUUUUCACACCAGUGGAAUCCUCGACGUGAAGGGAAAAGAAAUGUUGAUGCCUUCUUUGUCACCUACUAUGGAAACUGGCACUAUAGUUAAAUGGAUUAAAAAGGAAGGUGACAAGAUUGAACCUGGUGACGCUGUUGCGGAUAUUCAAACCGACAAGGCUGUGGUUACGAUGGAAUUUGAAGAUGAAAGUAUAUUAGCAAAGAUAAUUGUGCCUGAAGGAACCAAGGAUGUUAAGGUAGGAACUCUGAUAGCUCUCACUGUUGAGAUUGACGAGGACUGGAAGACAGUAGAGAUGCCAGAUGGUGCGACAGCUCCCGAGGCAUCUGUUGAUAAACCAGCUGCUGCCCAACCACCGAGCACUCCAGCCACAACUCAAGCAGCAGAACCACCACCUGGCCAGCAAAAUAUUCCUAUGCCUGCCCUCUCACCAACAAUGACAACAGGCACGAUUGUAAAAUGGCUAAAGCAAGAAGGUGAUGAGAUACAACCAGGCGAUGCGUUGGCAGAAAUACAAACAGACAAAGCUGUAAUGACUUUUGAACUAGAGGAUGAAGGCGUACUUGCAAAAAUUCUUAUUCCAGAGGGAUCUCAAGUAGAAGUAGGACAGUUGAUUGCUAUCACAGUUGAGAAAGGUAUGGAUUGGAAGCAAGUUGUUGUGCCAACAUUGACUAAACCAUCAGCAGCAUCUGCACCACCACCACCGCCACCACCACCAAGUUCAGCUCAACCAACUGCACCGGCUGGUGCAAAACCACCACCGAGUGGACAAGUAUACGGUUUGGCGGUGAAAAGACUGCUGGAAGAAUACGGUCUCAGUUCUGGCUCGAUCAAAGGCACCGGGCGUACAAAUCGUCUACUGAAAAGCGACGUUCUCGCAUAUAUUCAAGCGCACAAUAUUGGAAAAGUCACGCUCAAGGCCGAAGAAGUUCCAACGGCUGCUAAGGCGCGUCCUCCUAGUCCGUCGGAGACGCACGUCCUCACUGGUAAGCCGUCUCCGUACGAAGAUGUUGAGAUCUCCAAUAUUCGUGCUGUUAUCGCUAAACGGCUAGGAGAAUCAAAGAGUACCAUACCGCAUUCUUACGCGGCUAUAGACAUAAAUAUCGACAAGUUGAUCGAGCUUCGCGGGAAACUCAAGACGGAGGAUAUCAAUGUAUCGAUUAACGAUUUCGUCACCAAAGCUGUCGCUUACGCGCUUGUCGAGUGUCCUGAUAUAAACACGUUAUAUCAGAACGGACAAGUGGUUCGAGUUCCAAAGAUCGACGUAUCCGUAGCGGUAGCAACGCCGUCAGGUCUCAUCACUCCGAUAGUAUUUGAUACCGUCGGCAAGAGUUUGACAGACAUCUCGAAAAAUGUUCGGGAAUUGGCCGAGAAAGCGAGGAAAAGUCAACUAAAGCCUCAUGAAUUCCAAGGAGGCACAUUUACGAUUUCUAAUCUCGGAAUGUUUGGAAUCAAAGAGUUCUCCGCCAUCAUAAAUCCGCCGCAAACCGCUAUUCUUGCUGUAGGCGCUGGACGUGAAGAAUUAGACUCCUCGUUAACGAAAGUAACAAGAAUGACGGCAAAGUUGUCGUACGACAGACGAGCAAUCGACGAGGAUCAAGCGGCUGACUUUUUGGCUGUUCUGAGAUCUAUGCUGCAAGACCCUAGUUUCUUAGUCGCUGGUAAAAUACCGGCACUCAGGUACAAGCGUGAUAUUUAUUAAUAAUUUCCCAACGAAACGGCCAUCCUGCGUUUAUUACAGAAACAGCUUGUUCUACCGUUUGAUCGAUGAGAAGUUUCCUUUUCCUUUUUAUGCAAUGUCGUUGCUCGUCUUCUUGGAAGAAAGCAUUUGUGGAAUGAUGCACGAGCUCGAUGUCAACAGUUUCGUUAAUUACACAGUGUACAUACAAGAAACGAUAUCGUCACUGCGUAAAGCUACGCAGUACACAUAAAUUAUUAGCUGUUUUUGUAGCAAACGUCAAGAUUCCACUUUAGUUGGCGUGAUUUCUGUCUUUACGUGCCACAUACGUCGUCGGAACUAUAAACAAGGAAAAACAUGAUUCAUAUGAUACUUAUUGAAAUUAAUGUUGCGCGUUGUUGCUGUUGUUGUUAAAGUUCAACCGGUGAGAAUGCAAUUUUUAUACGUGUUUACUGCCGCUGAAAGAUAAAGAUAUUCGCUGCGACCGAUAUUACCCACACAUGUUUUUAACGCCGUUUACUUAAGAGAAUACAAGUUCACUUAAACUGCCAAAAGGUACAUAAACACACGAGAAAGAGAUAUAUUUCUUGAAAGACGUACGAAUAUUAAAUGUUACAUCUGUGAUUCUCAACGCAUUCUUCAUCCAACGAUUUACCUGUGAAAUUAAUCGGAGUCGUUAGGAUCAAAAGUCUCGAACGACGGAUAAUAAGAAUGUCCACUGCUGUAUAUCUAGAAUUUUGUAAAUAAUUAGAGCGUUUAUAAUUAUGUGUAAGUCUUCUUUUGUAAGUAUGUAGGAACUUUGUAAACCGUCUUGCAAAGGUACCUUCUUCAAAUUUAGCCAAAUCUUCAUCGUGCCGUCGCGACGGAUGUUUCAAGAUAAG
Messenger RNA from Harpegnathos saltator (Jerdon's jumping ant), 2738 nucleotides. Its product is annotated as dihydrolipoyllysine-residue acetyltransferase component of pyruvate dehydrogenase complex, mitochondrial. Gene Ontology annotation, biological process: pyruvate decarboxylation to acetyl-CoA. The record is from RefSeq and is a predicted model, not a curated record. Gene Ontology annotation, molecular function: acyltransferase activity. The coding region runs from base 82 to 1881 and encodes 599 amino acids. Lineage: Eukaryota; Metazoa; Arthropoda; Insecta; Hymenoptera; Formicidae. Gene Ontology annotation, cellular component: pyruvate dehydrogenase complex; mitochondrion. The transcript is spliced from 11 exons.